This is a messenger RNA of Eurytemora carolleeae, 2978 nucleotides long. RefSeq names its product activin receptor type-2A (gene put). NCBI's taxonomy places the organism in Eukaryota, Metazoa, Arthropoda, Copepoda, Calanoida, Temoridae. Gene Ontology annotation, cellular component: plasma membrane; activin receptor complex. Gene Ontology annotation, molecular function: activin receptor activity; ATP binding; activin binding. Gene Ontology annotation, biological process: activin receptor signaling pathway; cellular response to growth factor stimulus; protein phosphorylation. The record is from RefSeq and is a predicted model, not a curated record. The transcript is spliced from 12 exons. Bases 481 to 2166 code for a protein of 561 amino acids.
AAAAAUAUAAAUAUACAUUUAAAAUCGUUUUCUAUUUUUGAAAACUGCGUGAACUAUUCAUGUUUGAUGAGGUUAUCUUGUAUACUAGAUGUGAACUGUUUUCAGAAUAUUAGAAUGUUAUAAGAAUCUGUUCUCUGGAUACUAAGACCAAGUAAGGAAUGUCCUGGAGCACCUACACCCCGUCAAAUCCAACCUUGUUACCUAGAACAUGUGACCCUGUCUGGUUCGGAGUUGACAAACCAAUAGAUGAGGAGUCAAUCCUAGCAAGGGAGGAGGCAGAACAUGCCCAGGUUAUGAGUAGAAUCGCACAGAAGGGUUCCGAUAUAAUUCCUAUUGGUAAAACAAGUCCAGAUACUCUACACGAACCAGAAGAGGAGGAGGACGAGGACGAGGAUAGUGAGAGUGAUCACGAGGACGAGGAUGAUGAAGAUGUAGAUCUUGGAAACAAUUUCGACCAGGAGGACAAUAAUCAGAAUUAAUAUGUACUCACUUGUGAGAAUUAUAACAGGGGUGUUACUUCUGAGAAUACACAGUUGUUUUACAGCUAUAGUGCCCAACCUAGAUACUCCGUCUAGGAAAACAGUUGAAUGUGAAUUCCAUGACUCCGUGUGUGUGAAGAAAGAUGAGAACAAUCCGUCCUGUUAUGGAACACGGAACUGUUAUGAUGAACCUGAAGCUGCCGGGAACCUAGAAGCGUUCUGCUUCACGGUUUGGCAGAAUGGGACGGGUUCCGGAGCGGAUACUUUUAAGAUUAAGAAACAGGGUUGUCUCUUCAACCAUGGAAGCUCUCAGGAGCAGUGUAGGAACAGAACAGAUUGUGUGGAGGAAGGAAGUGUGAAUAAGAAUCAUAUGUUUUGUUGUUGCACUGGAAACAGUUGUAACAGAGAUUUCAGAUGGGAACCUUUGACAAUUGAGACGACAAGUCCUCCAAUCCUUGCUCCCGCUCAACCAUCAGGGAAGUUUUAUCUUCUUCUUUACUCUGCAGUUCCCGUUCUAGUUCUACUAGUGAUAGGACUAGCUGGAGCAUAUAUAUACAAGCAGAGGAAGAGUAGUCAGUUUAGUUCCUUGUCACAGAGUGAGGAUGGUCCUGUUUCUCCUCCUACUCCGACCAUAAUCCACAGGCCCGUACAGCUGCUUGAGAUCAAGGCUCGCGGAAGGUUUGGAGCUGUAUGGAAAGGGCAUCUGGGCGGUGAACAGGUUGCUGUCAAGAUUUUCCCUCUUCAGGAUAAACAAUCCUGGUUUGCUGAGCAGGAGAUCUUCAACCUUCCUCAGAUGUCUCAUGAGAAUAUUCUCCGAUUCAUAGGUGUGGAUAGGAGAGGAGAGAGUCUACAACAGGAGUUCUGGUUAGUUACAGCUUUCCAUGAGGGUGGUUCUCUUUGUGAUUUCUUAAAGAUGAACACCGUUAGCCUCGAGGAACUGAGUAAAAUGUGUCUCGGUAUUGCCGCUGGUCUCACUCAUCUUCAUACAGAGAUUCCUAGUAUCCGAGGUUCAGGAGUUAAACCCGCCAUAGCACACAGAGAUUUCAAAUCCAAGAACGUUCUGGUAAGAUCUGAUAUGGUGGCUUGCAUUGGAGACUUCGGCCUUGCUCUUCAGUUUAAACCUAACGAAAUAGUUGGGGAUACACACGGACAGGUUGGAACCCGAAGAUAUAUGGCCCCAGAGGUACUAGAGGGAGCGAUUAACUUCUCUCGUGACGCAUUUCUACGCAUAGACAUGUACGCAUGUGGGUUGGUACUCUGGGAAGUAUUGUCUAGGUGUAAAGAUAUCGGUCAGGUUGGACCCUACAAGCUCCCGUUCGAGGCUGAAACUACUCCUCAUCCAACCCUGGAGGAGAUUUCAGAACUGGUCGUUCAUCAAAAGGUGAGACCAGAUCUCCGGGAGAUAUGGAGAAAACAUGAAGCUCUUUCCAUCCUAUGCGAAACAAUUGAUGAAUGCUGGGAUCAUGACGCCGAGGCUCGUCUCUCUGCCUCCUGCGUACUGGAAAGAUUGUCUCUAAUGAAAUCUGUCCUUACCAGUAUGAACACUAUCAACGAAGACCAGGAAACCCGUUUACUCAGUCAGGAAACAAUAAACAACAGUUAUAACGUUCAAAUCUCACAACCCAGCUCAGGAGACUUCAUUCUUCAACCUUUUCAUUCAGAGAAUAUUCUAGAAAACUCAGAGUAAAUGCGGGAGAGAUUGUUUUGAGAACUGAAUAAACUCAAAGAACAAACUAGAGAACUCAGAGAAUUACUUGAUAACUUAAAUAUACUUCAGAACUCGGAUACUAUACGUUUUAAACGGAGAACAUUUCAGAUCUAUCUUUAAUGACAUUCUAGAUCUAACUUGGAGAAUAUUCUAGAUCUGACUUGGAGAAUAUUCUAGAUUUGACAUGGAGAAUAUUCUAGGUCUAACUCGGGGAAUAUUCUUGAUUUAACUCGGUGAAUAUUCUAGAUCUAACUCGGAGAAUAUUCUAGAUCUAACUUGGAGAAUGUUCUAGAUCUAACACGGAAAAUAUUCUAGAUCUAACUCGGAGAAUAUUCUAGAUCUAACCUGGAGAAUUUUCUAGAUCUAAUACGGAAAAUAUUCUAGAUCUAACUCGGAGAAUAUUCUAGAUCUAACCUGGAGAAUAUUCUAGAUCUAACCCGGAGAUUGUACAAUGAAAUAAAGUGAAAAUCUAACAUACGUGAAAUCAAAUCUUUAAUUAUAUCUCUGAACUGAUGUUGGUUUAAGAAGUAUUACCGAAAUCAAAGAAUAAAUAAAUAUUUUGUCCCGAAAUCUAAUUUCAAAAAGAUUAUUUAUAUUUAAGUAUUGUAUGAAUACUUCAUGUUUUGAGAUUGAAUAUUUUGCUUGAGUUGCAUUGACGAAGCUACGUUGCUGACUAUUAAAAGUUCAGUUUCACGACAAAAAAAAAACAGCUGCAUUAAAUAGAUAUCAUUGUCCGCUAAACAACAUUGAUAUAUGAGUAAAUCAGUACAAAUAAAUGUUUCUAAACUUGA